AUGGAAGAAGAAACCUCUUCGCAUCCUGAGCAAGCAAAUCCGGCUACUAGGGCUGCACCAGCAGGAAAUGUUGGAUUACUAGAGAAAUUCAAGAAGCUAUAUCCAACGGAGUUUAAGGGUACUUUUAAACCUCAAGAGGUGGAGGAUUGGUUGAAAACGAUUGAGAGGGUUCUAACAACUUUGGGAGUAACUGAUGAACAGAAGGUGACUUUAGCAACCUUCACCUUGAAAGGGCAACCUUUAAUAUGGUGGGUGGGAAGUCAGAGGUUGCUGUCAGCCCCAUUACCAGGUAUUCAGCCACCAGUGCCACAAGUCAUUACAUGGGCGAGGUUUGUGAAGGCCUUUAAUGAUCGUUACUGUCUUGAGACGUAUCGUUUCCAGCAGGAAGCAGAUUUUAUUAAUCUUAAACAGGGGAGUAUGUCGGUGGCCGAAUACGAAGGCAAGUUUAAUGCUCUUUUAGCCUAUGCUACAGAUAUGGUUGAUACUGAAGAAAAGAAGGGUAGACGGUUCAGAGGUGGGUUGGAGGAUAAUGUUCGAACCAGAAUGACGACUUAUAAAAGAAAAAGACUAUGCGGAUUUGAUUGA
Molecule: messenger RNA, 585 nt
Organism: Rhododendron vialii
Lineage: Eukaryota; Viridiplantae; Streptophyta; Magnoliopsida; Ericales; Ericaceae
Exons: 2
Coding region: 1-585 (194 amino acids)
Source: RefSeq, a predicted model, not a curated record